Molecule: messenger RNA, 1297 nt
Organism: Cryptomeria japonica (Japanese cedar)
Lineage: Eukaryota; Viridiplantae; Streptophyta; Pinopsida; Cupressales; Cupressaceae
Product: syntaxin-related protein KNOLLE
Exons: 1
Coding region: 186-1169 (327 amino acids)
Biological process (GO): intracellular protein transport; exocytosis; vesicle fusion
Cellular component (GO): endomembrane system; plasma membrane; SNARE complex
Molecular function (GO): SNARE binding; SNAP receptor activity
Source: RefSeq, a predicted model, not a curated record
CUAUAUGGGUUACAAUCCGUUAAUUAGGCCCUCCCACUAAGCCAGCUUCAACGACUUUUUCCCUCGUAAUCAAUUUAGACCCACCUUUCAAGGAAAUACUCAUGGCAUCCGAUUUGGGAAAUUUGAAAAAUUAUCUGUCAAGAACUGGUUUCAAGCCAUUACAACUGUGAAACAGCGAUCUUUUAAUGCCAUUCCAUCACAAUCCAUUUCAGAUCAUUCAAGUUCUCUUAUUCAUUGAGAUCCCAUUAAUCCAAAAAUCAUUCCAUAUCAAUCAAUUCACCAUGGCCGAUCUGCAAAUUGUUCAUGAUUCCAUGAAAGAAGAUGAAAAAUCCUCUUCUGGUUAUAGUCAUGGCGGCUCUGUUCUUGUUCAGAUCAUACAAGCCCAGAAAGAAUUGAAGGCCAUAGAUGAAUGUCUUGAGACUCUGAGAAAAAAUCAUGAAGAAAGCAAGAACAGAGUCAAAGAAGGCUCAAUAACAGACAGGGCAAAAGCAAUGAUCAGCAUGAUCUUAGAGAAGGUGAGAUCUAUUCAAAAUUUGUUGGAUGAUCUUAACAGAGAUCAAACAGGGACUGUAAGAAUGGUAGUGAAUGGUAUAAGAAAAUCCCUGAAAGAUAGAUUAGAUCUUUUAAAUCAUCUUAGGCAAAAUAUCAGAGAUGAUUACAGAGAAGAAGUUGAGAGAUAUUGUUUUAUUGUUUCUGGUCAAUACCCAUCGGCACAGGUAGUGGAUGAGAUGAUGCAGAGUGCAGAGGGCCACAGUUUUCAGAUUGUUCACCAAGCUUUGGGUAUCAGUCAUGGAGAAGAUGCCCUAAUUAGGGUUCGUUCCAUGGAAGACAAGUAUAAAGAAAUUAAAGGGAUUGAAGCAGAUCUAAAGGAGUUGCAGCAGAUUUUCAUGGAUCUGUCAGUAUUGGUUUGGGAUCAGGGGGAGGGAUUGGAUGAGAUUGAGAAGAACAUGGUGUUUAGUGCUACUGCAAUGGAGGAUGGGGUUGCACACUUGAGUUCUGCUGCUACUGCAAAUGUAAGUUCACACAAGUGGAUUUGGAUUGGGGUCUGUUGUUUGUUGUUGGUAUUGCUUCUUGUAUUGGUCAUUUUAGUUGUCUUAUACUUCACCCAAAAGUCCAUGAUGUAUGCCAUAUUUGAUUGUUUUUCUGUUAUGAAACAGUUUUCUAUGUAAUUUGUAGUUUACAUUUAGGGGUUGGAGAAGUAAAAACUGUCCUAGGUUUGGAGGACCAUUUGUCAUAAGCAUCAUUAUAUUUCUUGGGAUUAACUAAAUGUAAUAAGAUGUAUAAAAUUUAACUUGAA